Etheostoma cragini (Arkansas darter) is the source of this 937-nucleotide messenger RNA. It is a transcript of the gene dcun1d5, whose product is annotated as DCN1, defective in cullin neddylation 1, domain containing 5 (S. cerevisiae). The coding region runs from base 263 to 913 and encodes 216 amino acids. The record is from RefSeq and is a predicted model, not a curated record. Gene Ontology annotation, cellular component: ubiquitin ligase complex. Gene Ontology annotation, molecular function: ubiquitin conjugating enzyme binding; ubiquitin-like protein binding; cullin family protein binding. NCBI's taxonomy places the organism in Eukaryota, Metazoa, Chordata, Actinopteri, Perciformes, Percidae. Gene Ontology annotation, biological process: positive regulation of ubiquitin-protein transferase activity; protein neddylation. The transcript is spliced from 9 exons.
CCCAUAAAGAUAAAGCAGUGGUAUAGUCCUGGAGUCCCCGGAAACACCGGCGACAGCAGCAGUAUCAGAGCAGGUGGAACUGAUUUUUUCAGCCAUAGUGUAAUAAAUAAAAGGAAAGGUGUCCAUUCAUAAAAACAACCGCCGUCUAGCAGGCAGCAGUGAAACAUCAGAAACGCUGGACAAGCUUAAUAUCUUAGAUUUGAAUGGACAAGGCAGCCAGAAAUACACAGCCCAGCUAGUGAGGCCCAUUAAAGGUACAGUGAUGCCUGUGAAGAAGAAGAGGAAGCUCCCUGAUGCAGAAGAUCAUGGGCGCAAGUGUAAAAUUACAAGUUUCACCCGGCCUCAGAUCCGCGGCGCCCGGCCCAUCAGCGCCGAGAAGCUGUUCUCCAAUAAGAAGUGCCUGGCCUGGUUCCACGGCUACGCCGGCCCCGACAAGGUGGUCGGUCCGGAGGCCAUGGAGAAGUUCUGCGAAGACAUUGGUGUGGAGCCAGAGAACAUUAUCAUGUUAGUGUUAGCCUGGCAUCUAGAAGCAGCGAGUAUGGGCUUCUUCACGAAAGAGGAGUGGCUCAGGGGAAUGACCUUACUAGAGUGUGACUGCACGGAGAGGCUACAGAGCAAACUGGAUUACCUGCGCGGCGAGCUCAACGACUCGGCCCUCUUCAAAAACAUCUACAGAUAUGCCUUUGACUUCGCCAGAGAAAAGGACCAGAGGAGUUUGGACAUGGACACGGCUAAAUCCAUGCUGGCCUUGCUGCUAGGGAGGACAUGGCCCCUCUUCCCAGUCUUCCACCAGUUCCUAGAGCAGUCCAAGUACAAGGGGAUGAACAAGGACCAGUGGUACAACGUUCUGGAGUUCAGCCGGACCAUCAAAGCAGACCUCAGCAACUACGAUGAAGACGGAGCGUGUGAGUAGUUAACACACACACGGCUCGCAGAC